UUUUGUAAUAGACUAUACUGUAAGAGUUGUAGAGAGAGAGGGGGAUAGUGAGAGAGCAAGAAGAGGUAGGCGAAACGAAUCAUCUGACACUGAGUAUCAAGGAAACUACGAGGAGAAAAAAAGAAGGGAUGGGGAGACUUGGAUAACAACAGCAGAAAACAGCAAGAUCAAUUUGACCAACAGUGAAAUGAGUAUUAGGAUAGAACAGCCCUGCUAACAGCGGAGGAGUGAAUGACAUCCCCCAAAAUGUCGACGCUCCCUAGAGAACCCCAUGAGGACUCCAGGAUGCAGAGCUUCUGGAUGCCAGGGAACUAUGAGCGAACUGUCCGACGCACUGACCAGUCCUUCCAUGCAUGUAAAGAUAUCAUGGCCUGUUUCAAUGAGAGGGCCAAAGUAGAGAAGCAUUACGCCCAGCAGCUCAGUGAGUGGAGCAGCAAGUGGAAGGCCAUAGCAGACGCCCGACCGCUCUAUGGCUCCCUCAUGAGGGCGUGGCAGUGUUUCUUCUCCUCCGCUGAGCGUCUAUCCAUCCUCCAUUCCUCUAUCUCCCAGUCCCUCGUUACAGAGGAGGGGGACAGAGUAAAGAGCUGGCAGAAGGAGACCUUCCCUAAGAAGAUAUUCUGUGGAUUCCGUGAGACCUACAAAAAUGAGACAGAGUUUGCACGCGCUCAGAAACCCUGGGCCAAGAGGCUGGGAAAGCUGGAGAAAGCCCGCGGUGCAUACCAUAAGGCUUGCCGUAAGGAACAGAUUGCCAUAGACAGAGAGACGCAGGCCAAGGAGAACACAGAGCUGAGUCCUGAGAAACUGAAAAAGAUCCAAGACGCUCGGGAGAAGGCCAGGGAGGAGAAAGACAAAGUCCGCGAGAAAUAUGAGAAGGUGUUGGAGGAUGUAACGUCCUACGCUCCUCGCUACAUGGAGGAGAUGGAGGCCAUUUUUGACCAAUCGCAGGAGGAGGAGAGGAGGAGGAUCAGCUUCCUCAAACAGGCCUUCCUGUCCAUCCACAGACACCUGGACGUCACCAACAAUGAAAGUGUGAAGAUUGUGUACAGUGAGCUCCACCACACCCUCAUGUCUGUCAGUGAGACGGACGAUCUAAGGUGGUGGAAGAACAACCACGGCCCAGGCAUGCCCACUGACUGGCCAACGAUUGAGGAAUGGGUCCCACCUGUAAAGAUGCCGAAAAAUAAAAAAAGAGAGAAGAAAGGCAAGAAGGAUAAACCUGUGAUGAUUGGAGGAGUGAAGGUGCGAGCUCUGUAUAAUUACGUGGGAGAGGAAAGUGAUGAGCUGUCCUUUAAAGCAGGUGAGGUGUUCCUGAAGGUUGAGGAGGAGGACGACCAGGGGUGGUGCAGGGGGAUGCUGGACGGAGGGAUGGACGGCUUCUACCCUGCCAAUUAUGUUGAAGUUGUUGUGCAGUGAUGUCAUCCUGCCACUCUCAAAACUCUCAAGCGUUAUGUCAGCAACUUAUUUUAUGAAAUGUGCAUGCCUUCAUGGAAAAAUCCACUUUGGUGCAAAAUUACUUUGAAUUUUGAUUUGACUCUGAAAUUAGAAAAAAAUAAUCAUUAACAUAAAAUGUUAACGCCCACAAUGUUAUAAUCAUCAUGCUGAAAUGUGUAAUGUUACCAUACCUGAAAGCUGUAAGAUUAUGCGUAUUAUAGAUGAUUGAAGGACAUAUAGAAUUCUUAGUAAAUAAAGUCCUACAACUGGCAUUGGGUUGUAUUAGAAAAAUAAAAGUCCUAACUCUUUACUAA
Molecule: messenger RNA, 1745 nt
Organism: Coregonus clupeaformis (lake whitefish)
Lineage: Eukaryota; Metazoa; Chordata; Actinopteri; Salmoniformes; Salmonidae
Product: protein kinase C and casein kinase substrate in neurons protein 3
Exons: 10
Coding region: 232-1413 (393 amino acids)
Biological process (GO): cytoskeleton organization; regulation of endocytosis; plasma membrane tubulation
Cellular component (GO): cytoplasm; endosome; plasma membrane
Molecular function (GO): protein binding; phospholipid binding
Source: RefSeq, a predicted model, not a curated record